Molecule: messenger RNA, 1025 nt
Organism: Ictalurus punctatus (channel catfish)
Lineage: Eukaryota; Metazoa; Chordata; Actinopteri; Siluriformes; Ictaluridae
Exons: 7
Coding region: 194-814 (206 amino acids)
Source: RefSeq, a predicted model, not a curated record
UGCAUUGCAAGACGAAUUUCAGUGUCACGUUGCUGUUGACAAGAGUAAAACCAACUCUACUGGAGAGCGGCCAUCUUGGCCAGUUGAGUGUGAGGUAGAGAGGAGCUUAGCGUCUGCACCGUACGCUGUACCUCACGGUAAGAGGAGUUCUCCGGCUGCGACCGAGCCACCUGUAUUUCAUCCUCCUCCAGGCAUGGAGAGCGCAAGAGUUGCUGAAACACAGCAGAACGUACUACUCGAGGUCCUCGGCUACUGCAGGGUAAACUUCCUGCUCAGCCUUUACAUCACAGGUUUCUUGCAUGCAGCAGUGCAGAGGCUCGAGCAGAAGAUCGACAACCUGCAGUCCAAACACAGGAAUCCAGAGAUCUCAGAAGAGACGACUGUGGCAGUAGGAGACUGUCAGCUCUCCUGGUCCCUGGUUCAGCGUCUUGGGCCUUCACCUCAAACAGAACACCUGGGAAACCCUGUAGGGGGGUGGGACUCAGCGAACGUCCUUCCGCACAACGUCGGUGGAAAGAGGAACCAGCGUAGGAGACAGCGAGCUCAGAGAGUGUCCGAGCCAAAACAGGAAGCGGCUAGAGAUGCUAAAGAGGAGGAUCCGCGAGAUAACAACAUGCAGAAGAACGACAGAGCGAAGCGUCAGAGAAAACAUAGGAAACGUCCCGCUGCAGCUAGAUCUGAACCCGAGGAGGCGCCAAGCAUAGAGGAGAAGAAGAGAACGCAACAGCUCAUUCGUAGGGACGUGUACGACGUAUGUUUUAAGUCUUCAGGAUUGAGGAGUUUACGCUUUGCGGUUUCUAGUUAUAAAGAAUAACGCAGUACACGUGACAGUCUGACGUGUCUCAGGACACACCGUGGGAAGGGAGCUCUUCUUUACUGCGUGUGAUGGAUGCUCUCGUUUCACACUUUGCCAGGAUUAAGCUGAUCUGUUUUUAUUGUCUGAAUAUAACAUUUAAAUAAAGAUUCAUUGUGGGGUUUUUUUUCAUAAUUAAUUUCUUUUUGCAAAUAAACUGAAUUGACGUCAA